AUGCUUACAUGUAUGCAUCAUUCAGGUAACGACGAGUCUGCCCCUCAUUAUUAUGCUGGAAAAUUGAGUAAAACAGCGUCAGGUAAAACAUGUCAGCGCUGGGACUCAGACUAUCCACAUAAGAGAGACGACACUAUUAAGGAAACCCAGUUCCCGGAUGAGACACUCGCAGAUGCGUCAAACUAUUGUCGUGAUCCGUUUCGCGAGAGUAUUCUUUGGUGUCGCACAACGGAUCCUGAAACAAAUAUUGAAAAUUGUCUCUUUUUCGAAACUGCAUCAGACAGGUGUUUCUCAACCCUUUCCUCGUACGAAGGAAAACAUAAUGAAACAUACACCGGCAAGUCUUGUCAAUAUUGGAACGAUACAACACCUCACGAUCACGACAAGUUUUCCGAUUCACAGUUUCCAGAUAGAAAUGUUGAGGAAGCACAAAACUUUUGCCGUGAUCCACACUCUGAAGGGUACCUGUGGUGUUUUACAACUGAUCCAGGGACACGUCAUGAGCCUUGUUUGUUUGAUUAUAAAUACCAGCUUAAAGAUACAGGCAAUGCCAUUAAUUUGCAUGGAACACCAUUUGUUUGUGAUAACGGAAUCCUUAUACCAUACGAACAUGAAUGUAACGGAAAAGUUGAUUGUGCGGAUGUUUCGGACGAGAAUAAUUGCACAAGAGAGCAAAAAUUGUUAACAACUAUGAUUAUACCUAAGGAAGAUCCUUUAAUGUCAAGUGAAAUAUUGUUCCAUUGUGAAAGUCUUGAAUGGGUUUUGAUUAUUGCAAGAUGUGACGGUGUAAUAGAUUGUAUGGAUGCCUCUGAUGAGAAGAACUGUGCAAUCAACAAUUGCAGACAAUAUCCAGUAACGUAUGUUUAA
Ruditapes philippinarum (Manila clam) is the source of this 867-nucleotide messenger RNA. RefSeq names its product plasminogen-like. The record is from RefSeq and is a predicted model, not a curated record. Lineage: Eukaryota; Metazoa; Mollusca; Bivalvia; Venerida; Veneridae. The coding region runs from base 1 to 867 and encodes 288 amino acids. Gene Ontology annotation, molecular function: protein binding. The transcript has 5 exons.